UCCGUCGUCCUCGUAUCGGAACCCCAGAUAUUUUUUCAAAAGCCGACGAAGCUGAUUUAGUGAAUAUGGAAUCUAACGGAUCAGUUUCAUCGACAAUUAACAUGGAGAAGUUUCUCUGCGAGCGAUUGGUGGACCAGUCACAACCAAUCUCGGAGCGAUUUAGAGCUCUCUUCUCUCUUCGCAACUUGAAAGGCCCAGGACCUCGCAACGCUCUAAUCCUCGCAUCCAGAGACUCAUCUAAUUUGUUAGCACAUGAAGCUGCAUUUGCAUUGGGUCAGAUGCAAGAUGCUGAAGCCAUUCCUGCUCUUGAGUCCGUUCUUAAUGAUAUGUCUUUGCAUCCAAUUGCAGCAGAAGCCCUUGGAGCUAUUGGUUUGGCGGGUAAUGUUGACAUUUUAAAGAAAAGCUUGAGUUCGGAUCCAGCUCAAGAGGUUCGCGAAACAUGUGAAUUAGCUCUCAAAAGGAUUGAAGAGUUGAGUAAUGUUGAUGCCGAGAACCAGUCAUCAACCGCAGAGAAAUCACCUUUCAUGUCUGUUGACCCAGCAGGCCCAGCUGCUUCUUUCUCUUCUGUCCACCAACUGAGGCAAAUUCUUUUGGAUGAAACAAGAGGCAUGUAUGAGAGAUAUGCUGCACUUUUCGCUCUAAGGAAUCAUGGUGGAGAGGAAGCUGUUACUGCCAUAGUUGAUUCUUUGAGUGCUAAUAGUGCCCUUCUACGUCACGAGGUUGCUUAUGUCUUAGGCCAAUUGCAAAAUAAAACUGCUUUAGCUACUCUAAGCAAAGUACUGAGAGAUGUGAAUGAGCACCCAAUGGUUAGACAUGAGGCUGCAGAAGCGCUUGGUUCUAUUGCAGAUGAGCAGAGCAUUGCUUUGCUAGAAGAAUUUUCAAGGGACCCUGAGCCAAUUGUUGCACAAAGCUGUGAAGUAGCAUUGAGUAUGUUGGAAUUUGAAAAUUCCGGGAAAUCGUUUGAGUUCUUUUUCACGCAAGACCCGCUUGUUCACUAAGAAUGCUUAAGAAUCUCAACCAUUCUUCGUUAAACAUUUACCGACAAAGGCAAGCAAACUUUAGCAGAAAGCAAACAUUUUUUAUAGUGAGAGAAGAAACUGCUACUUUAACAUCUCAUUAUGUACGAUUAUAGAUAACUCUCUUCAUUGUGUUUAAGGUUAAGAUUAUACAUUGUCUGAUGGUAUGGAAGCUUUUCAUUGUUGAAGAAAGAGAACCCUUUUGU
Molecule: messenger RNA, 1222 nt
Organism: Arabidopsis arenosa
Lineage: Eukaryota; Viridiplantae; Streptophyta; Magnoliopsida; Brassicales; Brassicaceae
Source: the annotation of a GenBank genome assembly